Messenger RNA from Plasmopara halstedii, 788 nucleotides. RefSeq names its product plasma-membrane proton-efflux p-type atpase. Gene Ontology annotation, biological process: regulation of intracellular pH; proton transmembrane transport. Gene Ontology annotation, cellular component: plasma membrane. The transcript has a single exon. The annotation marks the transcript as partial. NCBI's taxonomy places the organism in Eukaryota, Oomycota, Peronosporomycetes, Peronosporales, Peronosporaceae. Gene Ontology annotation, molecular function: ATP binding; P-type proton-exporting transporter activity; ATP hydrolysis activity. The record is from RefSeq and is a predicted model, not a curated record.
AUGACUCGUGCUGCACGUAACUCAUUUAUGUCUCUGGCGACACCAAAUGACGUGAAGAAUUAUACAAACGAAGUUGGUCAAAUUCAAUGGGCGCAGGUGCCACUUAAUGCCGCUUUAGACAAGCUCAAGACUGGCCGGGAAGGUCUGACAUCGAAUGAAGCUGAAAGGCGUUUAGCUGAGUAUGGUCCAAAUAAACUUCCUGAGGAAAAAGUGAACAAAUUGACGCUCUUCUUAGGCUUCAUGUGGAACCCCCUUUCAUGGGCCAUGGAAGUGGCUGCUGUGCUGUCAAUUGUGCUAUUAGAUUACGCUGAUUUUGCAUUGAUUUUAUUCCUGUUACUUCUAAAUGCUUGCAUUGGCUAUCUAGAAGAAGUACAAGCUGGUGAUGCCGUGUCAGCGUUGAUGGGCCAACUAGCCCCAGAAGCCAAAGUGUUUCGUGAUGGCGAGAUAAAGAAUAUUCCUGCUGAUUUAUUGGUACCUGGUGAUGUUAUCCGUGUGCGAUUGGGUGAUGUGAUUCCGGCUGAUCUCAAAUUCCUCGAGGGUGAUGCAGUCAAGGUGGAUCAAUCGUCUUUGACGGGUGAAUCCUUGCCAGUAACGAAGAAUGAAGGAGAUGAAGGAUAUUCUGGAUCUGUGGUAAAGCAGGGAGAAAUUGAAGCUGUUGUGACCAGUACGGGCGUCAACACGUUUCUAGGCCGUGCAGCUGAAAAAAUUGCUUCUGCAGAGUCACAUGGUCGUUUGCAAAUGGUUCUGACAACGGUUGGUAACUUUUGUAUGGUAUCAAUUGGUUUCUG